GGUAGAGUGGGAGCAUUGCACACAGCUCAGGGACGUUCUGGGGAGCAAGGGAGCCAGUGGAAGUAAGGAUAAAAGAAACAACAGGCAAAAGUUAGCUGUCUUCUGAAGCCGCUUUUAAAAACAGAAUGGAAGUCUCCCUUCUGCAUUUCUGGAGUGGGGAACGUUUGCACGGGACCCCUUGAGACUGCAGCAGUUACAGAACCAGGUCUUGGCAGAGCAGCAAGGAGGAAGCAAUUGGCCCAGUCAACAAGUGUUGUACCUCCCACAGUGCUCACCGCCCUUGACCCAGUUAGCCCCUUCCCCCAUGAGCGUGCUGAACCCCCAUAUUCCCUCAGCCAUGCAGCAAGCAUCCACCUUCAAUUACGCCCGGCCUAAGCAGUUCAUUGCUGCUCAAAGCCUUCCGUCUUCUGCCGGGUACCUGUCUCCUUCUUCUGGCUCUUCGGGGUCUAGCCUGUCCUCCCCUCUGUCUCCCCCCACCUCGCACAAGCCCUUUAACCGGGUUACCAUCCCACAGCCCUCUCUGGGUGACUCCGAGCAGCGGUACCUCACCUCCCCUUCCACGCUGAGCCCUUCCUACUCCUCCUCACCUCCUCUCCCUCCUCCUCCGCCGGUCCUUACUCCCCCCGCUUUCUUUCCUCAAGACCCUUUCCCUCUGCCACCCCCACCCCCGCCUCUCCUCUGUUCUCCCUCCCAGCCUCCCUACCCGUCACCCUCAGCUGGUAGGGCCUCCCCUCACUCCGGCCAAUCGCCUAGUGCCUUCCUCAGCUCUGUGUUGCCGUCACAGUCAAUUGCAUCACCCAUCAAUGCACUGGGUCUUCCGAAGGGAGCCAUCGCCAUAACCCCGCAGAGUCUAAAGAAAAAUAACCGGACCCCUCGCCUGGCAACAGAUGAGGAAAUUCAGGGAACAAAGGACGCGGUCAUUCAGGAUCUGGAAAGGAAGCUCCGUUUUAAGGAUGACCGUUUGAGCAAUGGCCAGAGAUUAACCUAUGAGGAAAAGAUGGCCCGCAGGCUCCUGGGAGCGGACAAUGCCGCCACUGUAUUCAAUUUUCAGGAAACGGAGGACGACCCUGUGGUCCAGGAAUACAAGGUGUCCAGCUUUGAACAAAGGUUGAUCAACGAGAUUGAGUUUCGCCUGGAGCGGUCACCAGUGGACGAAUCUGACGAUGAGGUCCAGCACGAUGAGCUGCCUGAUCAUGGCACUGCCCCACUCUUCGAGAGGAAGCUGAAACAUGUCAAGCUGUUCGAGGGGACACCAGUAACGUUUACUUGCAAAGUAGUCGGAGAUCCCCUGCCAAAGGUCUACUGGUUCAAAGACGGCAAACAAAUUUCCAAGCGCAGUGAGCAUUACCAGAUUGGUCGAGAGGCUGAUGGAAUUUGUACCCUCCAUACUGACGCUGCCACACUGGAUGAUGAUGGGAAUUAUACUAUCAUGGUGGCCAACCCACUGGGUAGGACCAGCUGCACGAGCAGGUUAAUGGUCCAAACUAUAAGCCAGAGAGGACGCUCACCCCGGUCUCCAGCCAGACAGUCACCCGGGCGAAGGCCUCGGUCCAGGUCCCGCGACAGUGGCGAGGAAGCUGAAGCCAUCCAGGAGCGUUUCUUCCGACCUCAUUUCCUACAGGCACCAGGAGACAUGGUCGUUCAGGAGGGGAAGUUGUGCCGGAUGGACUGCAAGGUCAGUGGCCUGCCCACCCCAGACCUCAUCUGGCAAUUGAAUGGGAAGCAGAUCCGAUCAGAUGGCAGCCACAAGAUGCUCGUACGUGAGAAUGGCGUUCACUCCCUGGUCAUUGAGCCAGCUACUGCUAGGGAUGCUGGGAUAUAUACAUGUGUCGCCACAAACCGAGCUGGACAGAACUCUUUCAGUCUCGAGCUAAUUAUUGCAGCUAAAGAGAUGCUCAGAGCCCCAGUGUUCAUCGAGAAGCUGCAGAACACGGGUGUGGCCGAGGGUUACCCAAUACGGUUAGAGUGUCGCGUCUCAGGUGUGCCGUAUCCGCAGAUCUUCUGGAAAAAGGACAACGAGUCCCUCACCCAGAAUACAGACAGAGUCAGCAUGCAUCAUGAUAACAAGGGUUACAUCUGCCUGCUCAUUCAGCCAACCACAAAGGAGGAUGCUGCGUGGUACACUGUAUCAGCUAAAAACGAAGCCGGUAUCAUAUCCUGUACAGCCAAGCUGGAUAUUUACUCCCCUCAGUGGCACCAGACUCCCAGCUCCAAACCAAAGAAGGUGCGGCCUUCCGCUAGCCGCUACGCAGCGCUCACCGACCAAGGGCUCGAUAUUAAGUCGGCAUUCCUGCCUGAGGCGAACCCCAUCCACCUUGGCCCUCAGUCCGACCUCGUGGAGAGCGACGACCUGUAGCUAAACUCUCAGAGGGAGAGAGAGCAAGGCGGAGGUUUCAGGGUUUCAGGCAGACGGGGGAGAAAAUGGCCUCACAUCGGAAGGGAGUACAUCCAGACCAUCAGGCCAAAAAGUCCAUACACACUGAAAGCCUAUCCAUUUAUAUAUAUACCACAUACUUUUUGUUAAUGUGCAUCAAUACAAGAACCUUAAGCAUGAGAUAAGGUGAAGAGAUUUUGAACUGCAAUCGGGGUGAAGCCAUUGGUAGACAAGCGAGAAUUGGGAUAGAAUUGGAUUUUGACACAUGCACAUAUUCUGAUAUCCAUGUUGUCACCUUGCAUGGCUGGAUUAUAAAGUAGGUAUUCUGCUACACAGUGGCUACCAUUUAUUAUAAACCGUUAUAUACACAUUGUUAAAGAAUAUAUAUCCUGGAAAAUCAGCGUCACCUAAGUGCCUGGGCUAAAACUGUAUUAUUCAGGUUGCCUCCAGACUUGAGCAUGAUGUAUUCUGUUUGUGAUGACUCUCUGUGGGAGGGGAGGGAA
Molecule: messenger RNA, 2877 nt
Organism: Rhincodon typus (whale shark)
Lineage: Eukaryota; Metazoa; Chordata; Chondrichthyes; Orectolobiformes; Rhincodontidae
Gene: palld
Product: palladin, cytoskeletal associated protein
Exons: 12
Coding region: 305-2356 (683 amino acids)
Source: RefSeq, a predicted model, not a curated record